Messenger RNA from Orbicella faveolata, 3524 nucleotides. RefSeq lists its product as uncharacterized. The record is from RefSeq and is a predicted model, not a curated record. Lineage: Eukaryota; Metazoa; Cnidaria; Anthozoa; Scleractinia; Merulinidae.
CCCUUCGGGCCGCCGGAGCUCCGCUAUGAGUAUGAUACUUUGCCUUUCGGGCCGCCGGAGCUCUGUUGAUACGUAUAAGCCACAUGGCAUGGGCGUUUUCCCUGCUACAAAUGCAACACAGACGUGAGACUGAAGAACAGAGGCCAGACCAAAGGAAAAUUCCCGCUGGCGAGAUUCGACUGUUGGGCUAGGAUACGCAAUUGUGAUGAAAUGAAAUUUGUCAUACAGUUCGUCCUAAAUAAUGCUCAUUAAAAAUUGUCAUGGUACAUCCAGCAAUUUUUCAUAGCUCCGAGGGAGUCGCCUCACACUUAAAUUGAGUCGUGUAGCGUCACGUAAACCUGACCUACUUUUAGGGAUAAAUAGUGUGAUUUCUCAAACGUGCUAAUUGGCUAUUUCUUUACCCUGUUUAUGUUACAGUCUGGAAAAGCCAUUUUUUUUAACCAAAAGAUCUUUUCCUACAUGUAGUCACGUAGGAAACUGAAAUUUCUCAUCAGCAAUUCGUGAAAAAUAAAAAAUAAAAAAUUCACAGGUUUUGUUUAUCUCAGGUAACGAAAAGAGUGCAGACACCAGAGACUGUCAGGAUUAAGAGUGCCUUAUCCCUAUGCAAGAACCAUGUCUCGUCCUUUUGCUGGCUCUGCUAUUACACAGGGUCCUAAUGUUGGCCGAAUUGACAGGUGGUCAGAGUGGAACCCAACUUCUAUUGAGCCCAGAUGGUUGAUUCUCUCAGGUGCUUCUGAUCCUCCAAGCCGCAUUAAUAUUUCUGAUAGAAGGACCAGGGAUAUUCCGGGAGUGAGAAGAGCAGGCACUUUUCUUUCUGGUGUUGCUCAUGAUUUAGCCAAUAUGGAAGCUGCAGUCGAAAUUAAUUUGUUCAACACUGUUAAAGACCUCUAUCUAACCAAGACAGCAGCCUCUGCUCAUAUCAGGAAACUUUUUGAAACAUGCAAACGUGAAGAGUUAAAACCUUUCUUGUACUACACUGGGCAUGGAGAAAUUGGGACUGGAAACUGGUGCUUUGCUGAUGGGACAAUCAGCGUUCAAGAAAUUCUUAAUAUGCUUCCUGGUGGAACUUACUAUCCAAUGAUCUUCAGCGAUGCUUGCUACAGUGGCCAUUGGGCAAAUUUCUGCCUUGAAGAGAACAUCGCAGGUUUCCACUGUCUGGCAGCAUGUCCGGAGUAUUCUAAAGCUUUUGAUACCAAAGGCAAAGGUGGAGAUUUGACUUUAUUCAUGACCGGAAAGAAAUCACGUCCUGGCACUGAACCUAUAUACAGUGGAGGGAACAGAAAAGACUUUCCGAUUACCACUGGAUAUGACUCAGUUAAGUACGUAGAUUUUAUACGAAGCCAUCUGUUCAAUUCUGAAAAUGUCCUUAUCUGCCAAAAUUUUCAUGACGGAUACUUCAGUGGAUGUUUUGGUCCUUCGAAAAGGUGCAGUCCCAUGCCCAACCUUUCCUGGGGAAUUCGGAAAAACUACGACACCUUCAUUAAAUUUGUAAACGAAAAGUGGGAAUGGAAAAAUGGCAGGUCACUUAACAUAUACUCUCUUGCAUGCGACGAGAAUUUAGGAUUCGGGGUAUUUUUCAUGGAAAAUUAUGGCACUGGUCAGUCGAUUGUAACGAACUUACUUGAUAUAAGGAAGAAAUGGGAAGAUGGUUUUAUGAUCACUGCAUGCGCCGCCCGGGGUUCAACAUUUUAUAUCAUCAUGACCAAAGACCCAAAUGAAUACAAAGGGGAACAGACAUGUUUUACUCGUAUUUCACGCCAAGAGGCUAAGAAUGAAAUACAGAAGAAUUAUAAAGAGGGAAGAGUUAUAACAGGGAUAUGUUACUCCACCGGACUAGGUCAGUAUUUUGUGGUCAUGACAGCAACACCACAAGGCCAGACCUAUGGGUGGUUUAAUAACAGGACUGCCAGAUGUAACUGGGUGCAAGAGAAAUAUAAAGAGGGAUUUCAUCCUACCAUUAUCUUUGAGGAUCCAACUGAUAACAGCAUCUUAAUGGUGAUGACUAAGGAUGAAAAUAGAUCGAGCUACAUAUGUAAAAUUAAUUUUAAAGUGGCGUGACCAAAGGGCACGUCUUGCUAAGGGCGUGUUAGGGAUAACAAAACAUGCUCGUUCGACGUUUUAUUUAUCUUACAAUGUAUAGUCAAAUUAGGUGGGACCUAGCAGGGUUUAAUGCAAUUUUAAAUAACAGAUCUAGUCAGCUCACCCAAUAUGCAAAAUUAAUUAAAAAAGUAGUUAAAAAUGCUAGUCAAAACUAGUUAUUACUACGUGCAGAAAGUCCAUACCAUUCAUUUUAGGUUAGAAUAAUCAAAUACAUGGUUAAAAACUUUUGUUAGUACCGGCCAAGUUAGAAAGAAAAAUCAAACAAAGAAAGCCAAAAGAUCCUAACGAUCAAUUUCGUUUUAAUUUUGUCAUCUUCAGGUUUAAACUUGUUAUUGCACUAUUUUCAGAGUUCUGAACUUUAUUGUAAAACAUUUUCUACAUUUUGUAAACCUAAAAAUAUCCACAGAUGUGAUCCUGUACACAAACAGUCAGAUUUAGUAAUGUUGCACCUUGAUGGGAUUGCAACCACAGCUGUAAAUUAGCAUAACAAAAGAGACAUCAAUAAAAAGGUUGUAACGUUUCACCAAAGAGACUCGAUCGCUUCUCUGUAGUAAGUAAGAAUCACUAAUUACUCGGCAGAGGAAAACUUUCAUAAUCCACCCUUUUUUGUUCAUCUUCGGAAAGGUAUGUUUUCUCAACGAAUUUGUGCCCAAGAUCAUGUAUCGUGCAAGUUUUCGAGGCAGACCAACUAAUACUUAUGGCAAAACGAUCUCUCAUUGUUUUUCACGUAAAACGUUGGUUAAAGACUUCUGAACUAGUAACUUAAAUAACGACCGGACAUGCUCUCUGUUUGAUCCUUCCGUCGGGUUUAAGGCUUUCAGCUAAUUUGUCCUCAAUUAAUCAAACUCUGGAGAUUCCACUCGGUCUAAACCCCGUUAGAUCCAAGCGAAAAGCAAACUUAAAUGGGGUGAAGACAAUUAUGGUUCACCAGUUGAACCGGGUGUUUUUAAGUUCCACUCCCAGCAGGCCAGAGGAACAUCCUGAUCACUUGGUUACCAAGUAACGAAAGGCUCAGCGCGAAUAAUUCUAUUCGCAAUGUUCGACUCGACUCGACUCAAAACAAAAUAGAAUGCGAAGAAAACAGUGAAAAGAAACGGUUGGAUUAUAUAAUGUGCAUUAUUCACCGUUUACUCGCUCUUGCGCUAUUUUGUGAAUUAUUUUUCGAUUAUUUUUCUAUGUACUCCAAGGUGAUGUUGGAGGGGUACUUAACCCUUAUCUGGUUAAGAGGUGCCACCUAGGGUUUGAAAUCCUGACCCUGUUUGGGACAGAGAAAAACUAAACUACCUCCCCGAGUAGCUUAACACCUUUAAUUCUAGGACCCUUAGAGGAUCCUGGCAACCCCAUAAUUGCUAUCAUCUAACGCUGGGCACCAUUUUCCGAUCCUCUCCGAUCUGCUGUUUAAACCACAUUUAACGAUGGAAAUG